This is a messenger RNA of Eucalyptus grandis, 1934 nucleotides long. Its product is annotated as aspartic proteinase NANA, chloroplast. The transcript has 2 exons. Gene Ontology annotation, biological process: proteolysis. Gene Ontology annotation, molecular function: aspartic-type endopeptidase activity. The record is from RefSeq and is a predicted model, not a curated record. Lineage: Eukaryota; Viridiplantae; Streptophyta; Magnoliopsida; Myrtales; Myrtaceae. The coding region runs from base 213 to 1646 and encodes 477 amino acids.
CUUUAGGGAGUCCGCUUUCUGUUGCUUCAAAGUAAAGAUUUUUCAUUUUAUACUCCUUGUUUGUUGUUGGUUUCCAGGAUAGCUCCUUCGCCCGUCUACGAACUAUGCUGCUGCUUCUACUUGCCUAGUCCUGCUUCUUUUUUGGCUUAUUUAUUUAUAGCCUCCCUCUCUUGCAGUAGUUGUUCCAUUGGAACAUUCAUGAUCAAGCAAUCAUGAACAAACUAAUGCUGCCCAUCACCUACGUUUUACUCCUGUUGAUGAUCCAGACCGAUGAUAAGUCAUUUUCUAGCUACGCUUCCCCUGCCGGUGGGAACGUGCGAUUGAAAUUAAUACAUUCGCAAGCAUAUGCUCCGAAGUCUAAUUAUGAUCAGAUGAAGCGCAUCAGGGAGCUUGUUCAUAGCGACAUUCUCCGUCGGGGUAUCAUGUUCAGUAAGCACCACCAGAGCACGAGGAGGAAGGUAUGGGAAAAGCCAAGACGCCGAACCAAUUGCAGCGACAUCUCCAUAGGGAUGCCCAUUUCCUCCGGUCGGGACUAUGGAACAGGCCAGUACUUCGUGGAAGUGAAUGUCGGGACACCCCCUCAGAAGAUGUUGCUGAUUGCAGAUACGGGAAGCGAAUUGACCUGGAUGAACUGCAAGCGCCACGGCCGGAGAAGAGGAUUUCAGUCAACUCGAUCCUCAACCUUCAAAACUGUUCCUUGCUCGUCUCGCACUUGUAAGAUUGACUUCAUGGAUCUCUUCUCGCUUGCUCGGUGCCCCACCCCAUCUACACCCUGUUCCUAUGAUUACAGAUACUCGGAUGGGUCAGGCGCGCUGGGGAUCUUUGCGCGAGAGACAGUCACGGCGGAAAUCACAAAUGAGAAGGGGAGAGCGACCAAGGUGGAAGAUGUGGUGGUUGGAUGUACCCUGACUCUCCAAGGUCAGGGCUUCCAGGGAGCCGACGGGGUGUUGGGCUUGGCGUACAGCAACUACUCCUUUGCCACCAGGGCUUCUCACACGUUCGGCGGAACCUUCUCUUAUUGCCUUGUUGAUCAUCUGAGCCACAAGUACCUCUCCAAUUACCUCACUUUUGGAUAUGCGGGCGCCACGAGCCAUUCGGGGUUGCUUUCACGUAUGCAUUACACCAAGCUUGAUCUGGCCAGCCUCAUCCCCUUCUAUGCAGUGAAUGUAGAGGGCAUCUCCAUCAACGGAGAAUUGCUAAAGAUUCCGUCCCUAAUAUGGGCAGCCGAUCGGGGCGGCGGGACGAUCAUUGAUUCUGGCACAAGCCUGACGAUUCUAACGGAGCUGGCUUACAGGCCUGUCGUGGGUGCUCUAGGAGAAGCACUGUCCAAGAGACUCGAGAGGACGAAGUUGGACGGAGGAGGGCCUCUGGAGUACUGCUACAACAGCACAAACCCCUGGUCUAGGUUCGAGGACUCGUGGGUACCGAGACUGGCGUUUCAUUUCAGUGAUGGCGCUCGGUUUGAGCCUCCCGUGAGAAGCUACGUGAUCGACGCAGCUCCAGGGGUGAAGUGUCUGGGGUUCCUGUCGGCGACAUGGCCCGGCGUCUCAGUGAUUGGCAACAUCAUACAACAGAAGCAUGUUUGGGAGUUUAACUUGGUCCAAGGCGUGUUGGGUUAUGCACCCUCCACUUGCGCCUCCGGAUGAACGUGAUUCGGGAUUUCGUACUACUCAGCCCCCACCCUCCUCUGCCGCUCCUCUGUUUUGCACACUUCUGUUUCACACAUCACAAACAACUCAAUGACUUCGACGAUUUGUCGUAUUAUUGUAAAUGUUGUCAUCAAAUAGAAAAUCAUAACAAAAUAAGUAUUUACAUACAAUCAGUUUCUUUUUUUUUUUCUUUUUUUUUUUUUUUGUUUUGGGAAGAGUUAGAUGGACAUUUCAUCGUCCAUGAGAUAACCAUGAUUGUUAUAUAUCACAAAAAGAAUUGUUAGA